This is a messenger RNA of Phacochoerus africanus (Common warthog), 1951 nucleotides long. RefSeq names its product prickle planar cell polarity protein 4 (gene PRICKLE4). Gene Ontology annotation, molecular function: zinc ion binding. The record is from RefSeq and is a predicted model, not a curated record. NCBI's taxonomy places the organism in Eukaryota, Metazoa, Chordata, Mammalia, Artiodactyla, Suidae. Bases 548 to 1774 code for a protein of 408 amino acids. The transcript has 6 exons.
ACUAGGACACCAGAAGGAGAGUCUUGGCGGGGGGACCUGCAGGUUCCGAAGGGCGUUGCGUUCCGCAAGUGCUUGAGGACCCGGCUAAACGGUGACUCCCGGUGUCUGCUCAGUACCUUGCAGGGAAGCGAUUCCGGCGCUAAUCCCAUGGGCAUGGCGGCAGUGAAGCCUGCUCACUUUCCACCCGAGAGCCCUACAAAUGCUUUCCUACAGUCUGCAGCUCUAGGCCCCUCCCGGCCUAGGCCCCUCCCAGAGCCGCCGGGCUCUACCAGCCCCUGGGCAGGGCCCGCGAGCGGAGGGGGGCGUGGGAGAGGAAGGGCCGCUCUCCGCGGGCGGGCAGAGGCCGGCGCUGGGGCCUCGGGGUGGGGACCAGCUGAGGGGCCCGACGGCGGGGUCUGUCCAGUCCAGAGCGGCCCGGACACCGGCGCGUAGCGAGGGUGAGACCCCAGCAGAGUCCCGUUCCUUCUCUUAAACUCCGAGCAGACAGACUGGGACCCCCGCUGACUCCGGGACAACACUGCGCCCCGCUUCGAAGAUUUUGCCAUCAAUGUCGCUGCUGAACUCUGGCUGGCCGCACCCAGGAGAGAGGCUUACCCCUCUGGAGCCAAAUCCACCAGUCAACCCAGACAGCAACCCAGGCCAGAGGCCAGAGGAGGACCCUGAGGAGGCCUCUGCUCAGGUGGAUCCUGAAAUUCUGCAUUUGGGGCACCCUGACCUGGACACCAGCCAAACCCCCAGCUGGCCUGGGCUCCGGACCCUCCUGCAGCAGCUCCCUCCACAGGACAGCGAUGAGCGAUAUUGCCUGACCCUUGAGGAGGAGGAGCUGGCCGAACUGAGGCUCUUCUGUGCCUGGCGGAGGAGGGAGGCCCUGGGACAGGGGGUGGCCCGCCUGGUACCUCCCAAGCUUGAAGAAUGCACCUGUGAAAAGUGCAGGGAGCCGCUGAGGCCAGGGGAGUAUGGAGUGUUCGCAGCCCGGGCAGGAGAGCAGUGCUGCUGGCACCCGGCUUGCUUCGCCUGCCAGGCCUGUGGCCAGGCCCUGAUAAACCUCAUCUACUUCUACCACGAUGGGCAUCUCUACUGCGGCCGUCAUCACGCGGAGCUGCUGCGGCCUCGGUGCCCGGCUUGUGACCAGCUGAUCUUCUCCCGGCGUUGCACCGAGGCCGAAGGACGGCGCUGGCACGAGAACCACUUCUGCUGCCAGGACUGCGCCGGGCCCUUGGGCGGGGGACUUUAUGCCCUGCCGGGGGGCGACCCCUGCUGCCCCAGCUGCUUUGAGAGUCGCUAUUCAGAUGCCGGCUCGAGGCCGGCUGGAACCCAGGAAGGCAGGGCGUCCCUGGGUAAGGGAGGAGAAGGAGCAGAUACAUCAAAGGGGAAGGGGGCAGCGGCUUGGGCUGGGCUGAGGGGGGGCGUUCUCCCGGGCCGGGACCCUCACCCCGGUCCCACGCCGUCCCGUCCCUCCAGCAGCGCCCCCGUCGUCCCCACCGCACCCCCAGACCCGAGCCUCGGGGCCCGCAGCUCUCACCGCGCCUCCCUGGCCGGAGCGCUCCAAGGGCCUCCCGAACCCACCCCGCGCCGCGGUUGGGGCUGCGGCGCGGGACUCGCUCCGGAGCUGGGGCCGCGGCUGCCCUCUGGUGGGCGGAGGCGGGGUGGGGCGGGAGCCGGGAGAGGACUUGCGGCGGCGGCGCGCACGGCCCAGGGGCGGGGCGGGAGGCUGGGCCCCGACGGGAACUGGCUUCUGGCGGCCGCCCCGCCCGGAUCCUGCAGAGAAGACUAGAGGCUCUGAGGCGGGUGUUUCUGACCCGGCCUGGCACAGGAGAGGCGGGGCUCGGCAGAAGUGAAGACACCGACAGCUACCUGCGGAAGUCUGCGUCCAUCUCCCGGGCAGCCCUUCUCGCCACUGGCGACAACUCUAGUGUGGAAACCCAGACGGAGAUGCUUGGAUCCAGUCCGG